ACACCGGCGGUGUUUAAAAAGGAGAACUCUGUUCCGCUGAACGAUCAAGGAGUGUAUAAAAGACAACGACAACCAAUUUUUCUUCUAUUAUCAAAGCGAACACGAUUCGGAAACAUAACGAGUAUUCCAUCUAAUCCACAUCCUCUGCACAAUAAGAUGGGAGCUGAUAGAAGACUCAGUCGUGGUGAACGCAGUGGAAGAUAUGGUUCAGGUGGAAGGAAAGAUGAUCCAGAAUGGUAUGAAAGAAGAGGUAAAGAUAUGGAAAGGGAUUAUGAUCAACAAUGGAGUGAUGAGAGACACAGAGAGCGCAGAGAUAGCCCAGAGAGGAGCAGAAAACGGCGAAAUAGUGACAGAUCUGAUGAUGAGUACGAUGGGGAUUAUCUAGACCAAGACUACAAAAUGGAGCAGGAGGAGGAGAGCAAGACCAUUAUGCUGAGGGGACUCUCUGUUCAUGUCACAGAGGAAGAUAUCUGUUCAGCUCUCGAGCAGCUGCAGGGGCCCCAGCCUGUGGACAUCCGCUUGAUGAAGAAAAGGACAGGUAUAAGCCGAGGUUUCGCCUUCGUGGAGUUUUAUCACUUGCAAGAUUCUACUCGAUGGAUGGAGACCAAUCAGAACAAGCUGGUGAUCCAUGGGAAAAGCAUCACAGUGCACUACAGCAACAGGAGACAGAAGUUUGAAAACUGGCUUUGCAAUGCAUGUGGGCUGUACAAUUUCCGGAAGAGGCUGAAGUGUUUCAGGUGUGGAGCAGCCAAAGUUGACGGGGAGUCUUUGGGACAAAGUCGAUUCAAUGCUGAGGUUAAACAGCCUGGAGAUUACAGUGGUGACACGAUCAUUUUGAGGAACAUAGCUCCUCUCUCCACUGUGGAUGGGAUUUUAAGCAUAUUGGCCCCCUAUGCAAACUUGUCAGCAGGCAACAUCCGCCUCAUCAAAGACAAGCAGACAGGACAGAAUCGGGGCUUUGCCUUUGUUCAGCUCUCAUCCCCUUUGGAGGCUUCUCAGCUGCUCACAAUUCUCCAGAGCCUUCAGCCACCUUUAAAACUGGAUGGAAAAACAAUUGGUGUAGAUUAUGCCAAGAGCUCUCGGAAAGACUCUGCACAGCCUGAUGGGAUCAGAUCAAAUGCUCUCUCUGUGGCCAGUACAGCCAUUGCUGCUGCUCAGUGGUCAUCCAAUCAAUUACAGCAAAAUUCAGGAAGCACCUCUGACUGCGUUCCCCUCACAGAGGGCUACAUACAGGGGCAAAACUAUCAAGUAUGGCAGCAACAGCCUGAAGGAUUGGCUCCUGUCAUUGGAGAUGGAUUACUUGGAGCUGCUCCAGGAAUAAAGGCACUGAUCACCGCAGGGACAGGGGUGGUCAUCUCUCAGACAGCACAAGUCUAUAAGCCAGUCAUUAUCAGUCAGCCUGCCAUACAGUCACAUCCAGCAGUGAGGCUUGUCGACACAGCACAGCAGACCGCUCCUGUUUGCACUACAUCUUUGGUAACAUCAGCAGCUGCUACUGCUGAAGCUACACUCAGUGGUGCCCCGACUGCAAACACAGCAGCUCCUGACACCUCUGCAUAUCAGUAUGAUGAGUCUUCUGGUUAUUAUUAUGACCCACAGACCAGCCUGUACUAUGAUCCUAAUAGUCAAUACUUCUACAACUCAGAGACUCAGCAGUAUUUGUACUGGGACAGUGGAAAGCAGCAGUACAUCUCCACCCCUCAGUCAGAUUUAAGCACAGAACAAGCUAGCACAGCAGCUAGUACCUCAGCCACAGUCACCACAAACAGUAAGGAGGCUAAAGAUAAAAAAGAAAAGCCCAAAAACAAAUCUGCACAACAGAUCGCUAAAGACAUGGAGCGCUGGGCAAAAAGCUUUAACAAGCAAAAAGAAAGCGUGAAAGGCACCAACCAAGGGCUUGGACCUUCUAAAGAAGACGAGAGGAAGGAGUCUGCAGCUGCUGAUGCAGGGUUCUUUCUCUUUGAGAAAAAGCAAGCAGGAUGCUUUGAGAUGCCAUCUCUUAUUAUUGAAAAAUUCAAGGUGGCAGAGCAGGAGAGUCUCACUAAGAGUGUUGUUGCUGCUUCGUACAAUGGAGACAGUGACACAGAAGAGGGCGUCUCAGACAGAGCAGCAGAUGAGGAGGAAAAAAUAACAGACUGGAAAAAGAUGGUGUGUUUGCUGUGUCGACGGCAGUUCCCCACCAGAGAGGCUCUGCUGCGUCACCAGCAGCUCUCUGACCUCCACAAGCAAAACCUGGAGAUUCAAAGAAGAUCCAGCCUCACAGAAGCUGAGCUUGAGGAGUUGGAGAGGAAAGAAACUGAGCUGAAAUACAGAGACAGAGCUGCGGAGAGAAGGGAAAAGUAUGGCAUCCCUGAACCUCCUGCACCUAAGAAGAAGUUUUAUAAACCACCAACACCAGUAGUAAACUAUGAGCAGCCCACCAAAGACGGCCUUACCAGUGAUAAUAUCGGUAACAAAAUGUUGCAAGCGAUGGGCUGGCAGGAGGGUAAAGGUCUGGGGCGCCACCAGCAGGGCAUCACCACCCCCAUCGCGGCUUUAUUAAGGACCAAGGGAACAGGACUGGGUAUUAAAGGGAGCUCAUACGAACUGUCAGCAUCUGACACCUACAAGGAUGCUGUUCGUAAGGCCAUGUUUGCACGCUUCACUGAAAUAGAGUAAACAAGAGAGGAGUAAUCAUGCUGAAAUGGAGCAUGAUUUGGGGCCAAAUGAUCUGUGAAAAAUAUUCCACUUUGUACAAACUUGAACGAAAAUGUUUAUAUUUAAUUUAAUGUAUGUCACUGUGGUUUUGUUCUCUAGGGCUAGCUAUUUUGCCAUCAUUUUUUCAGUUAAGUAUGUACAUAAUGUGCUAUGUUUGUAUAUAAAAUAUGUGGACCAGCUGAGGUUUCUGUGAAAACUGAAUCAAUGUGAAAAUUAAACCUGAACUUUUAUUUUUA
Molecule: messenger RNA, 2933 nt
Organism: Cheilinus undulatus (humphead wrasse)
Lineage: Eukaryota; Metazoa; Chordata; Actinopteri; Labriformes; Labridae
Product: RNA-binding protein 5-like
Exons: 25
Coding region: 157-2658 (833 amino acids)
Biological process (GO): mRNA splicing, via spliceosome
Cellular component (GO): nucleus
Molecular function (GO): RNA binding
Source: RefSeq, a predicted model, not a curated record